AUGACUUGGUGGCGCCUUGGCUAUGUGGGGACGGGAUUGCCGGUGGCCUAUGGAAGGGGGGUCGAGGGCCCGUGGGCUGCGCAUCGGGCGCGCAUGCCGGGACAAUGCGGCGACAGGGCGGAAGCGACUUGGUCUGCGCUGUGCCGUCGGCGUAUGUUGUGGUCUUGGGCUGCCAGAGGGCUGGCAUGGCUGCCCGUGGCAGUGGUGAACUACGCACGGCCUUUUCUCUGGCACGAGGGGUCCAUCUCAGGGCUCGAUCGGGGCGCCAGGACUUUCUUGGACCACAAGGAGGAGCUACGCGGUGGGCGUGGUCGCAGAUCUUCGAUUGCUCACGUGGUCGGCAUGGGCAACCAGAGUUGGAUGUCACAGAUGGUGACCGUGUUGUAG
Ostreobium quekettii is the source of this 387-nucleotide messenger RNA. The record is from the annotation of a GenBank genome assembly. Lineage: Eukaryota; Viridiplantae; Chlorophyta; Ulvophyceae; Bryopsidales; Ostreobiaceae.